Aspergillus alliaceus is the source of this 1089-nucleotide messenger RNA. RefSeq lists its product as uncharacterized. Lineage: Eukaryota; Fungi; Ascomycota; Eurotiomycetes; Eurotiales; Aspergillaceae. The transcript has 7 exons. Bases 1 to 1089 code for a protein of 362 amino acids. The record is from RefSeq and is a predicted model, not a curated record.
AUGGCUUCGUAUGCCCAUGCAUCGGAUAACGUUUCUGUGAUUACUAUGAUCAAAGGUGAUGAAUAUACUCCCAACAUAUUUCUCCUCCGGAUGCUGUUCGCGCGUGAGUACGAUAUUGGAUGUCCCUGGCAGAGCUCAGCGCAAUGGGCCAUCAAAAAGCUGUUUUCCACGCUCAGUAAAAAGCUGAUGGUGAUGACGGGGAUCGAUGAUUUACUGGAGAAGCUAGCGAUACAGGACUCGGUUACGCAGUUUGUGGCAAGCAAUCGUGAAGUGAGCCUAGGAGAUGUCAAAGAAGGGUUAGUGGACAUGUUGCUUCAACUCAAGCAGAGGACUGCCACGGAUAAUGAUAUCAAUAUUAACUAUCCAAUCGUCGCCGUCCCCGACUUCUUUAACCAGACCCUUUGCGACAUGGUGAUGGAUGCAAGUAAAGACCCAGGAAUACGCAUGGCGGUCCGUCCAGCUCCGAGAACGAUUAUGUCUUCGUUCACCACCACAUCUACGUUGACAGAUCCCCCUGGCCUGAACUCUCUGGUCUUAGACCAUGGGAUGUUUUAUCUCGAUCUGCGCACGAUGCACGAUGGCGGGAAAAAGGAGCAGGAUUGCACUAAAAAUCACCUUUUUCCUAUUUUAAGAUAUGGCAGUUCGUAUAUUGAUCGAAAAAUCACGAACCGGCUCGUCGAUCGUGUAGAGGAGCUGAACGUUGAGAUCGUAAUUGGGGCCUCGCAAAUGGACUCUGGGAGCCCCAACGAUGAUCAGUGUCGUUACCUGGACGAGUACCCUCUUUGUCUGAAUGGCUGGGGAUCUGGAAACACUCGGGCGGUUCUGUCCUGGGAGGAGGACAGGCUGCGGAAAACUAUCCGUUUACCUGAGGCUGCCAGUAACAUUGAAACACCAGAAACCAUUGGCCGCGUCCUGUUGCUGACCUUGCGUGAGGUUCUUGGAGAGCGCAUUGAGAUCGUCGGAGGUUCAAAGAAGGACUUCUCGCUGGCUGCGUUUGGUGCAGCUCGCGGUGCGUUGGCGCAAAAAAUCAGUGGGAAAAUUUGCCGUAGGAGAAAUGGGAAAUCUGAUGUACUUGAUCAUGAGCUCUAA